This is a messenger RNA of Cylicostephanus goldi, 247 nucleotides long. The record is from the annotation of a GenBank genome assembly. Lineage: Eukaryota; Metazoa; Nematoda; Chromadorea; Rhabditida; Strongylidae.
AUCAUUUUCUCAUCUCAUCUCAAAUUCUUCUUUUAGGGGUGCGGAAGCAAAAGAAAAGAUCGACGCCGACUAUGGCGGUAUCACGGGUUUAUGUGAACGGCUGAAAACCGACCCAAACAACGGUAUACCGAAUACAUCUACCGAAUUGGAACGACGGCGUGCCGUAUUCGGUGCGAACGAAAUCCCACCACAUCCACCUAAAUGCUUUUUGCAAUUAGUCUGGGAAGCUUUACAGGUGGGUUUUUGA